Molecule: messenger RNA, 1402 nt
Organism: Pseudovirgaria hyperparasitica
Lineage: Eukaryota; Fungi; Ascomycota; Dothideomycetes; Acrospermales; Acrospermaceae
Product: peroxisomal biogenesis factor 11
Exons: 4
Coding region: 291-998 (235 amino acids)
Biological process (GO): regulation of peroxisome size; peroxisome fission
Cellular component (GO): peroxisomal membrane
Source: RefSeq, a predicted model, not a curated record
CUGCUCCGCCCGUGGUCUGCCCUAUGGGCGGUCCUAUAUAAAGGCGCACAGACAAAGGCAAAGCCAGCCUCGGCUUGUCUCCACCUUUUACCCCGACACCACCUUACAGCUUCCGCUGUCACAAGCCGAAGGAACCAGUAGCCACAUUCAUCACCCUCACAACGGCUCUCGGCCAUCUUCCGCAUCCACACUCUGUGCUUCCCUCCCUUGAAGCUUAGCGAAAUUCUGGCCGAUAGUGUCCUCAACGACAAACAAAAGACCUCAGAAGAAACUGAUACCAUCCGCCCAAAAUGGUCGCUGACGCGGUUAUCUACCACCCUUCGGUGUCGCAUUACCUGCGAUACGUUGCGACAACAGUCGGUCGCGACAAAGUCCUCCGCAUCCUGCAAUACUUCUCCCGCUUCUACGCCUGGUACCUGUACCGCACGAACCACCCGCAAACCUCCGUCGCGCCAUAUGAGGCAAUCAAGAAGCAAUUCGGCCUCGUCCGAAAGGUCAUGCGACUGGGCAAGUUCGUCGAGCACUUCAAGGCGGCCGCCCAAGCGGCGGAUGCAAAGGCCAUGGACCCUGUCCUGAAGUACUGCGCCGUCGGUCGACAACUGGGCUAUGCGGGCUACAUGCUCUUGGACAACAUGACAGUGCCCGAUCUGCUCAACAUCAGAAAAUCGCCCAAGACGGCAAGCAUCCAGCGUGAAGCGUACCGCAUGUGGUUCGCAGGUCUAUCCUUCAAUAUUGUCGCCGGCGCAUACACACUCUACAACCUGCAACAGCGCCAGAAGGCCAUCGACGAGAAGACGGGCAUGGACGCCGCCGAGAACAAGAAGAUCGAAAGAGAAAGCAAAGCCGCGCGCCUCCAACUCGUCUCGGAUCUCUGCGACAUCACCGUCCCGACUGCUGGUCUGAGCAUCCUCACCCUCGACGACGGCAUCGUCGGUCUUGCCGGAACUACCAGCUCGCUGAUCGGGGCAUACCUGAUUUGGAAGAAGACCGCCGCGUGAAAACACCCUAGAAUCACGGAGAGCGCUUUGUUGUUGGGGUGUGUGUAACUUGUGGAACAGGCUUGGGAGGCGUGAGGAGGAGCGAGGAGCGAGGAGCGAGGAGCGAGGAGUAUCAGGACGAGGACGAGACAAGUAGUAGCCCAAAGCUGAAAGAAACCCAGGCUACAGAGGACUUUGAGGUUUUUUUCUGUUUUGUUUCGGAAACGGGGCAUUAAAAUAAUAUCAUUUUCCCCCUCUCUAUGCAAACUUCUUUUGUCGCCUUUUGCACGCUUUCUCACUCAUAUUUGACUGCCCCUCCUCCUCCUCAAGAAUGUAAACACCUGUUCCCGUAGUGAUGGUCAGCUAAGAUGUUUUCUUCAUAUCUAUAUAUAUAUCCCAGAAUUCACGAGAACUUUUUGUCCCAA